AUGGGGAAGAACAGCAACAUGUGCUGCUUGUCUCUUCUUCUUCUACUUCUUGCAAAUUUGGCGUCCGGCCAUCAAGUCCUGUUUCAGGCGUUCAACUGGGAGUCGUGGAGGCAGAGGGGCGGUUGGUAUAACAUGAUGAUGGGGAAGGUCGAUGACAUAGCCGCCGCAGGAGUCACGCACGUCUGGCUACCGCCACCGUCGCACUCCGUCGCCAGCGAAGGUUACAUGCCUGGUCGACUGUACGACAUUGACGCCUCCAAGUACGGGAAGGCAGCGGAGCUCAAGUCGCUGAUCGGCGCGUUCCACGGCAAGGGCGUGCAGGUGAUCGCCGACAUCGUCAUCAACCACCGUUGCGCCGACUACAAGGACAAGCGCGGCAUCUACUGCAUCUACGAAGGCGGCACCUCCGACAGCCGCCUCGACUGGGGCCCCCACAUGAUCUGCCGCGACGACACCACCUACUCCGACGGAACCGGCAACCUCGACACUGGCGCCGACUACGAUAGAGCGCCGGACAUCGACCACCUCAACGCCCGCGUCCAGCGCGAGCUCACCGCGUGGCUCCUCUGGCUCAAGAGCGAUUUCGGCUUCGACGCGUGGCGCCUCGACUUCGCCAGGGGCUACUCACCGGAGGUCGCCAAGGUGUACAUCGAUGGCACAUCCCCCAGCCUCGCGGUGGCUGAGAUAUGGGACGGCAUUUCUACGGGAGGCGACGGCAAGCCGGAAUACGACCAGGACGCGCACCGGCAGAGGCUGGUCAACUGGGUGGACAAGGUGGGCGGCGAGGCAUCGGCGGGCAUGGUGUUCGACUUCACGACCAAGGGCAUCCUGAACGCCGCCGUGGAGGGCGAGCUGUGGCGGCUGAUCGACCCGCUGGGGAAGGCCCCCGGCGUCAUGGGGUGGUGGCCGGCCAAGGCCGUCACUUUUGUCGACAACCACGACACCGGUUCCACGCAGGCGAAGUGGCCAUUCCCGUCCGACAAGAUCAUGCAGGGCUACGCAUACAUCCUCACCCACCCUGGCAUCCCAUGCAUCUUCUACGACCAUUUCUUUGACUCGCGGUUCAAGAAUGAGAUCGCGGCGCUAGUGGCGGUGAGGAAGCGCAACGGCAUCACGGCGACGAGCGCGCUCAAGAUCCUCAUGCACGACGGCGACGCGUAUGUGGCGGAGAUCGACGGCAAAGUGGUGGUGAAGAUCGGUUCCAGGUUCGACGUCGGGGCCGUCAUCCCGGCUGGUUUCGUCACGUCCGCCCACGGCAACGACUACGCCGUCUGGGAGAAGGCCGGCGCCGCGGCAACCCUCCACCGGAGCUGA
Messenger RNA from Lolium rigidum, 1314 nucleotides. RefSeq names its product alpha-amylase type A isozyme-like. The transcript has 4 exons. The record is from RefSeq and is a predicted model, not a curated record. Gene Ontology annotation, molecular function: calcium ion binding; alpha-amylase activity. Gene Ontology annotation, biological process: carbohydrate metabolic process. Lineage: Eukaryota; Viridiplantae; Streptophyta; Magnoliopsida; Poales; Poaceae. The coding region runs from base 1 to 1314 and encodes 437 amino acids.